UUCAGAUCUUGACUUCACGAGCUACUGAAAGCAGGAAAAAGAAACGAGAGGGGGGAAAAAAGAAAAAAAAGGAAAAAGAAAAAAAAGAAAACAUAUAUAAAACAAAUAAAAUCUCACUGGCUUCAAUUUCGAAGAAUUAUCGAUUACUGAAAGAUCGAAGGGCGAUCUCUAAAGCAAAUGAGGAAAGAUGUUUGGGGCCGGAGAGGCGCAGCUCUGAGGCAAGCGAAGCAUUUUAAGGGAUUGGUUGGAAAAUUUUCAAUUGCUUUGGUAGUUCUCGUGAUCUGCACUCUUUGGCUCUUCUCUACGACCGGCCUGAAUCGAUCCUCAGAUAAAGAGCAGGACUUUAACGUGGAUAAGCUUUGGGGACCUGCUACUUCUGGUGGUUGGAGGCCGUCAUCAGCUCCACGUUCAUACUGGUCCCCUCCUCAAAAACAGAGCAAUGGAUUUUUGCGGGUUCGUUGCAAUGGCGGCUUAAACCAACAACGUAGUGCGAUAUGUAAUGCAGUUCUUGCGGCACGAAUCAUGAAUGCAACAUUGGUGUUGCCUGAGUUGGACACGAACUCCUUUUGGCAUGAUGCAAGCGGUUUUCCAGGUAUCUAUGAUGUUGAGCAUUUCAUCAGAUCAUUGAGGUACGAUGUCAAUAUUGUGGAAAGCCUGCCUGAAAUUUCUGGACGUGGGAAAAAGAAAAGGAUGAAAGCUCAUCAGAUGAACCCGCCUAGAGAUGCUCCUCUAAGCUGGUACACAACAACUGCGUUGGGAAAGAUGAUGGAACAUGGUGCUAUCUAUCUAACUCCUUUUUCGCACCGCCUUGCAGAAGACAUUGAUGACCCCGAACUUCAGAGGUUAAGAUGCCGAGUGAAUUAUCAUGCACUAAGAUUCAAGCCACAAAUUAUGAAACUAAGUAGUGAGAUCGUAAAUAAGCUCCGGGCAGAAGGCCACUUCAUGUCUAUACACCUGAGAUUCGAAAUGGAUAUGCUUGCAUUUGCUGGGUGUUUGGAUAUAUUUACGCCCGAAGAACAGGAGGUCCUGAUAAAGUAUCGGAAAGAAAAUUUCAAGGAGAAAAAACUUAUUUAUAGAGAAAGGAGACUUAUUGGGAAGUGCCCCUUAACUCCGGAAGAGGUGGGUCUUAUCUUGCGCUCCAUGGGAUUCGAAAACAAUACCAAGAUCUACAUUGCCGCAGGUGAACUCUUCGGUGGAGAUCGUUUUAUGAAGCCAUUUCGUUCUCUCUUUCCAAACCUUGAGAAUCACAACACAGUAAGUCCAAAUAAAAUUGAAGAGGGCGCCCAAAGGCUCGUUGGCUCUGCUGUAGACUACAUGGUUUGCCUCUUAUCUGAUAUCUUCAUUCCAACCUAUGAUGGCCCCAGCAAUUUCGCCAACAAUCUCAUGGGUCAUCGCCUUUAUUAUGGCUUUCGAACCAUCAUUCAACCUGAUAGAAAAGCAUUGGCUCCCAUUUUCAUGGAUAGAGAGGAGGGCCGAGGUGCUAAAUUCGAAGAGAGAGUUCGGAAUGUUAUGGCUCGAACUAAGUUUGGAGAGCCUCACAAGCGAGUUCGACCUGAAUCAUUUUAUACAAAUUCCUGGCCUGAAUGUUUCUGCCAGGUUUCACCUAAAAAUCCUGCCGAUAAAUGCCCCCCUGAUAAUGUAGCAGAAGUUCUGGAGAGUGAAGGAAGUGAUGGUUUUGAGGAGGGAAAAGUGAAUAAUAGAACAGGGUUAAAAUAGGGUUGGAUCUGAAAUUAUUCUUUAGUCCUCUCAGCUGUAUAUUGUUAAGAGAUGAUAUAUUUUGUGCACAGGAAUUUAAGAGCUGUUGUGAAAUCAGUGGACUACCUUUGGUCA
Messenger RNA from Asparagus officinalis (garden asparagus), 1830 nucleotides. RefSeq lists its product as uncharacterized. NCBI's taxonomy places the organism in Eukaryota, Viridiplantae, Streptophyta, Magnoliopsida, Asparagales, Asparagaceae. The record is from RefSeq and is a predicted model, not a curated record. Bases 178 to 1716 code for a protein of 512 amino acids. The transcript has 9 exons. Gene Ontology annotation, cellular component: endosome; cytoplasm; trans-Golgi network.